Molecule: messenger RNA, 1465 nt
Organism: Dunckerocampus dactyliophorus (ringed pipefish)
Lineage: Eukaryota; Metazoa; Chordata; Actinopteri; Syngnathiformes; Syngnathidae
Gene: mif4gdb
Product: MIF4G domain containing b
Exons: 5
Coding region: 489-1154 (221 amino acids)
Biological process (GO): regulation of translational initiation
Cellular component (GO): cytosol
Molecular function (GO): translation activator activity; RNA binding; protein binding
Source: RefSeq, a predicted model, not a curated record
ACGUCAUUAUUUAUUUUUAAACUAGUCUUACGGUGUUUUCUUGGUAACAUAUUACGUUUUAAGACAGGCGUAGCGUCCUAUGCCUAAACCUGAACUCCUACUAGUUGAGUAGUAAAGCGGUUAGGCUAGCAUCACGAACUUGGAUGAAAACUGGUAUUUAUUUUACGAGUUUCAUCAAUACCGGUAACCAAGCUGUUAAUUUGCCGAACACGUUCUUUAUGGUUGUAUUAGCUUGUUAAAAUAAUGUACUGCGACGUCUGUGUGAACUGUUAGCCCAUGUAAUCCCUGCUAUCCCUAUGUGAAGGACCUGUGGGAAUUCAGCCAAGUUGAUGACAACACAGGAUUGUGCAGCUAUUGUUGUCUUACAAAAGUCACUGUAGCCUCUGUUUACUCAAUAGUUAAACACGAAUUUAAAGAUUCGAUCUUUUAAUAUUAUGUUCAUGGAAGCGUGGCAGCUCUCAGGAGUAUUUUAGGAGUUUACUGCAGCUAUGGAGAACUCCCCUGAAGACUACAAGAUCCAGUCGUUUGACCUGCAGACGCAGAUGUUGCUCAAAACAGCCUUGAAAGAUCCAGGCUCAGUGAAUCUGGAGAAAGUAUCCAGUAUCAUUGUGGAUCAGUCUUUGAAGGACCAGGUUUUCAGCAAAGAGGCUGGACGCAUCUGCUACACAAUUGUGCAGGCGGAGGCCAAGCAAAACAAUGGUAACGUGUUCCGGAGGAGCCUGCUCAACCGCCUCCAGCAGGAGUUCAAGGAGCGUGAGGGGACCAGAACUCGGUCCUUGCAGGAGUGGGUCUGCUAUGUGACCUUCAUCUGUAACAUCUAUGACUACCUCAAAGUCAACAACAUGCCCAUGGUGGCGCUGGUCCAUCCUGUCUAUGACUGUCUGAUGAGGCUGGCGCAACCUGAUGCUCUCAUGAAUGAAGAGGAGGUGGAUUGUCUGGUGCUGCAGCUACACCGCAUCGGGGAGCAGCUAGAAAAGGCCAACAGCCAGCGCAUGGAUGAGCUCUUCUACCUGCUGCGGGAUGGCUUCCUGCUUCAGGAGGGGCUGACCUCUAUGGCCCGCCUGCUGCUGCUGGAGAUCCUGGAGUUCAGGGCGGGAGGCUGGGUGCUCAGCGGCACGGCGCACAGGUACUACUACAGCGAAAUCGCAGACUAGGACACUCGCCAGGACAACGGGAGUUCACCAGCAACUUUUUUUUUUUUUUUUGAUGGACGCAAAUCCCAUAGUUGAGUGGAGAUGAUGUCGAUGUGCAAUAGAUCACGAGUUCAGUUCCUGAGGUUCAUCCACUGAGUUUUUCUUAAAUUUAUUUAUAAAAGUUUUAUAUGUUGAAAGCAUUCCUUUUAUGAACAUUUCAAGGUUGUUUGCUAAACAUCAGAUUCAAGCUGGUUUGAUGCUUGCUUUAUUUCUGAUGUGUGACCAAUAGUUAAAGGAAUAGAAGUUUUGAGAGAUAUUUUAUUAAAGGUUUG